AUGAAACUGGCGACCCCAAAAGACGGGACAACAGGGACACCAUCGAUACCAGAUGAACCUGACACAAUCUUAGGCAAACGCCUUCUGGAGCUCAUUCAACGCAUGUUUGAAGAAGCGUACAUCCCAGAUGUACGGAGGGCUGUCGAGGUCGUACCGAUCCUCAAAAAGGACUCCCACACACACACAGACAUGAACAUCUACCGGACUAUGCGCCUCAUCCCGUCAAUCAUGAAGCUACUUCGCGCCAUGCUCACGAACCGUAUCCACAGCGGCCUCCAGGAACGCAAGUUCUUCGCCCCAGAACAGGCUGGAUUCCGGAGCCACGAGGAGUGCAUGAACCAUGCCCUGACCCUCAUUGAAGUGGUGCAACGUCGCUUCAUUAGCGACCAACAACCAACUUACGUAUGCUUCGUCGACUUCCAAAAGGCCUUUGACACGUUCCCGCAUGAGGCUCCAUUUAUGAAGAUGGAACGAGCCGGAGUCUCCGCAAAGUGCUUAGCGUUCUUCCGUGCGCUCUAUGCAGACUCGUGGAUGCGCAUCCGACUAGGCGACGGCUCAAGAACCCCUUCGAUAAGAAUCCGCCGUGGACUGCGACAGGGCGAUCCUGCAUCCCCGCUCCUUUUCAACAUCUUCAUCAACGAUCUGCUUAACAACUACAGACAAUACGGGCUUGAGGUGCCGUGGAUAGACUGUGGAGAUGCCCGAUGGGGAGCGCCCAUAUGGGAACCGCCUCGCAGGCCUUCUAUUUGCGGACGAUGUCGUGCUGUUGGCACCCGCCCCGGAAACGCUUGCGGCUAG
Messenger RNA from Cyanidioschyzon merolae strain 10D, 798 nucleotides. RefSeq names its product retroelement. Lineage: Eukaryota; Rhodophyta; Bangiophyceae; Cyanidiales; Cyanidiaceae. The transcript has a single exon. Bases 1 to 798 code for a protein of 265 amino acids. The record is from RefSeq and is a predicted model, not a curated record.